GUCUGCCCCGAGCAUCUUGGGGCCUGAGCUCCGUGGCGGACCCCGCGCCGCUGCCGCCACCCUGAGCACGUGGCUCCCUAAUUCAGAGCGAUGGGGCUCGAGGACCUCUGCGCGGGGGGCGGCGACUGCCGCGCUGAGCGCGAGCUGCUCCGCCGCGCGGCAGAGGUGGAGGCAUCGUCCCAGGACCUCAUCGAGAGGCGCAGGCAGGAGCUCGUCGAGCAGCGCCUGGAGCUGGAAGCGCGCGCGCAGGCCGCGGAGGAGGAGCUCGAGGCCGAGAAGGUACGGCAGAGGCGAGAAGGCUGGCAGCAGUGCCUGCCCACUCCGGGCAGGAUUCGCUGCUGGUGUCACCGCAGGCGUUGUCCGCUCGAGACGAUGGCCGCCUGCCCAACGGCAGACGCGACGCUGUCGGGUUUGGACAGCAUUCCCUGUUGGGCAUCGUCCCUAGUUUUUUUUGUUCCUUCCCCAUUUCAGACGUCCAAGAAGAUGAUGAUUGCAUGCGUGACGUGUGAAUACGCACCACUCGCCGCCACUCGCCGCCGUUUGACCUCUAGGGGCACCUUUUUGCCAUUGCGCUGAA
This is a messenger RNA of Prorocentrum cordatum, 577 nucleotides long. The record is from the annotation of a GenBank genome assembly. Lineage: Eukaryota; Dinophyceae; Prorocentrales; Prorocentraceae.